Messenger RNA from Folsomia candida, 1836 nucleotides. RefSeq lists its product as uncharacterized. The coding region runs from base 229 to 1575 and encodes 448 amino acids. The transcript has 9 exons. The record is from RefSeq and is a predicted model, not a curated record. Lineage: Eukaryota; Metazoa; Arthropoda; Collembola; Entomobryomorpha; Isotomidae.
AUAUCCAUCCAACAGGCAAGUCCAAGAGCGGCAAGUGGCUCACUUUUGGCGGUGUCCAAAAUAUUUAUGUUUCUCCAACUGCAAAUUUCACAAUAAAUGCAAUUCGUGCUUCUUAAUAUCACACACACCUUCACAUAUUUUUAAUAAAACGUUAAAUCACACUCGCAGGGACUGGAAUUGUCUGGAGCACUUUUAAAGGUUAUUUCCGACGACAUCAUAUCGCAUAAAAUGGCCGCACAAGAAGAAAGCUUUCUCAAACUAGUUACUCAGGUGGUGAACGACAAAAACAACCAAUUUAAACCCGCAGGAGGGGAUGUUACUCUUAAAGAUUUUGACACCAUGGACGGUAACUUCUUUACGAACAUUGUCGCUUCAAUCCUUACUAUGAUUGACCCAACCUUCAAUGAGCGGCCAAUUGAUUCAUCAGCUCGUCUGCACAAGUUUGAAGAUUUUGGCUUUUCGACUACUUAUGAUGCAACUCAUGAAACAGUGUUCCGAGCAGCUCGCAAAUUCUUUCCUCCGGGUAACGAGACAUUGGAUUUGAGCAUAUUUUUUAUGCCACAAAAUGAUAUAAAGAGAGCUAAACAAGUGAUAAUAUUCUUAACGGGAUAUUUCAUUUUGUCGGAUCAGAUUCAUGAAAAGUUUGAGGCAGAGUGGGAACGCCUGAAUAGUGAAAAUCAGGACAAGAGUCGUCUCUAUGAAGAAAUUGAAAUCUUAAGAAAUACGAUUGCAGAACAUGUUGUUCGGCUGCAGUCCAACAAGGACAAAAAACCUGAGCUGGAUGCAAAGUUGAAAGAUUUGGAAAAUAAUUUGAUGCUAGAGAGUAACCAAUUCUCAACUACAGAAGAAGUCUGUAUUGCUGCAAAAAAGAAGUAUGAUGAGCAUGCCAUUGUUAAUAAGCGACUCGAGGUGGAAUUGAGCAGCUUAACUACUGAAAAGAUUGGCUUGGAGGAGCUCAUUGUAACUUCACCGCAAAAACUUGAGCAAAUGUGCAAGGCUGAAAUGCAAGCGGUGGCAGACAAUGCAAAGGAACGGGAUAUCAUGGGAGCCGAGUUAAAAGAACUUGAGAACAGUGAGCAAUUUAUUUCUAAAGUAAUUGAACGUGCUGCAGAGACCGUUGAAAAGUUUGAAGAAAUGGUCAGUGAUCUACGACUUGCAAAUGAGAAAGUCAGCGCUCUUAAAGAACUUCGUCAGGAAGAGAGGGAUAAAAAUGCAGAUAUUGCUGAACUAAAGAAAGUUAUGGAUCAGUUAAACAUUGAACAAGAUCAACUUCAAAUUGAGAUUAACAAUAGAACAGACUUUUACGAAAAUGAAUGCUCAAGGUUAAACCAGGCUCUCAAUAAUUGGAGUUUGAAGGCUGAGCAGUGGCAGUUUAAAUCGGAUGAAAUAAUUUCGAAACUUGAUGAAAUUGAUAAUGAAAUCAGCGUAACUAAAUUCAAGACACAAGAAAAAAUUAUGGAGAUACACCGGAUAGAGUCGGCUGUCAAUGAAGAUAUUCGUGUCUAUGAGAACCUUGUGGUGGAACAAGGGACGAGAAUCUUAAAUUUAUUAAAAGAGUAUGCAAACUCAGAAUAAGAUAUUCUUACGGUCAAUGGGGCUGAAAAAACCAAAGACACGUUAAGUAGCCUGAAUAAAAAAUGGUAUUUUGCCAAGUCUUUGGGAGGACAAAGUAUUGUAUUAUGCAAUUAAAAACAAAAUACUUUUAUCUAUGCAGAUCUGUAAAUAGAGGUCAAUACGCCAAAUAUUUAUAAGUUGAAAUGUCUACCUGAGAUGACUAAAUGGAGUAAAUUAAAAUUGGAAUACUAUUUGUCAUUAAAAACAAAGACGAUUACAAAA